GUUGGCUGAAAGGUGUAAACACGCGUUGCAUUUAAGCGCAUAGAAAUGGGCGCAACUAAAAAUAUGGACCUCAUAGGCACUAUUGAGGAUGAUGCCGAGGUAGAAAAUCUGUCUGAAGACUCGGAUGCCGAAGUUGAAUAUCAGCCGACCAAGCUACGGCACAAAAAGGUGACCGAGUUUGAGAAGGGAUUCGAGUUCGUUUCCUCGGUGAAGGAGUACAAUCAGGACACUUGGGAUGAUCUGAUGAAAUAUGUCAAGCGCAAGGCACGUACAAAGACCGACGACAAAAUUGCCGCACGCCUGCAACAACGCGGUGGCGCCGAGGCUGUGGCCGCGGAGCAGAGCGACGAAGAGAUAGCGCUCUCCGAUGAUGAGCUAAAGCACGACAAUCUGCGACUGCGUGAAAAGAAACAGAGCAAGAACAAAAAGAAGAAAUCCGCCGAAGAUGACUUGGACGAGGAGGAAGGCGAAAAAAUGCAAUUCGAUGACACUGUGGAGGCCAACGAGCUAAUCACCUCGUUCUAUCAAAUGAAUCUGUCGCGUCCGCUCAUGCGCGCCAUCGGCGUGCUCGGCUACAUUUAUCCCACACCUAUUCAGGCGUCUACCAUACCCGUGGCGCUGCUAGGUCGCGACAUUUGCGGCUGUGCGGCCACCGGUACAGGCAAAACAGCAGCUUAUAUGCUGCCCACGGUGGAGCGUCUGCUUUACCGGCCACUAAACAACAAGGCUAUUACGCGGGUGCUGGUGCUGGUACCCACGCGUGAGCUGGGUGCCCAGGUCUACCAGGUGACCAAGCAGCUGUGCCAGUUUACCAGCAUUGAUGUGGGCCUUGCCAUCGGUGGUCUGGAUGUUAAGGCGCAGGAAACAGUGCUCCGUCAGAAUCCGGAUAUUGUGAUUGCUACGCCGGGUCGUCUUAUCGAUCACAUCAAGAAUACACCCAGUUUCAGCUUGGAUUCCAUUGAGGUGCUUAUUUUGGAUGAGGCCGACCGCAUGCUGGACGAGUAUUUUGCUGAGCAAAUGAAGGAGAUUAUCAACUCCUGCUGCAAGACGCGCCAGACGAUGCUCUUCUCGGCUACCAUGAGCGAGCAGGUCAAGGAUCUGGCCGCCGUCUCGCUGGACAAGCCCGUCAAAGUGUUCGUCAACAAUAACCAACAGGUGGCCUUUAAUUUGAGACAAGAGUUUAUACGCAUACGCGAGGAUAAGGAGGGCGAUCGUGAGCCCAUUUUGGCCAGUUUGAUUUGUCGCACUUUCCACGAUCAUUGCAUGGUCUUUGUGCAGACCAAGAAGCAGGCUCAUCGACUUCACAUUCUGCUCGGUUUGCUGGGAGUGCGCGCUGGGGAGUUGCACGGUAAUCUGACGCAGCAGCAACGUCUGGAGUCGCUUAAGAAGUUCAAGGAGGAGCAAAUUGAUGUGCUGAUUGCCACCGAUGUGGCGGCCCGUGGUCUCGACAUUGUGGGCGUUAAGACGGUCAUCAAUUUCGUGAUGCCUAUUACCACGGAGCACUAUAUACAUCGUGUGGGUCGUACGGCGCGUGCCGGGCGAGCUGGCAUCUCAGUAUCUCUGGCCGGCGAGAAGGAGCGCAAAAUCGUUAAGGACAUCAUUAAAAACGCCGAGAGCAGUGUGAAGAAUCGCAUCAUACCACCAGAGAUCAUUGAGAAGUAUCGCAAUAAGCUGACGGCACUGGAGCCCGAAAUACAAAACAUACUCGACGAGGAGCAGGCAGAACGUCAGCUGGCCAAAACGGAACAGCAGCUGUCUAAAACCGAACGUAAACUGCUAGGCCAACCCAACGAAAGACGCACCUGGUUCCAAACCAAGCAGCAGCGUGAGAAUGAAAAAGCUCGUCUAGCGCUCACCUCCAACGACGACGAGUCCAAGCCAGCGCCAGCAGCUGGUAAAGGGAAAUUGGCGGGUAAACGCAAGCGUCCAGAGUACGGCGGCGAUGGCGAGGACGGCCCACCAGUUAAGGAGCUAGACGCUAAGCGCAAAAAGAAGAAGAAGGAGGAGCCCAGAAAGAAAACACCAGAACAGCUCGCCAAGGAGCGCGCCAUGAAGGAAAUUGAAAAGGUUUCGCUGGUGCGCGCCAAAAUGGCGAAGCUACGCAAACGACCUGGCAAACUGGGUGCUGCCACCGAUGCCCCGAAAUAUGUUGGCUCUACCGGAGGCAAGCCCAAGCGACGUGGCGGACAAUCUGCCUUCACCAAUGAUCUAACUGAUGUCAGUCGCAGCGGUGCACUGCGUCUAAGAUCCGAGGCCAAUCGCCACAAGAAGAUGACUAAAAUUGCUGUUAAGAAGAAAACAAGCACCGUGAAGUUAACCAAUAAGGCGGGUAAAAACAAAUUUAACAAAGGCAAAAACUUUGGUGGUCCACGUUAUGCGAAAAAGGAUAAAAAGAAAUAGUACACAUACAAAUAAAACGAAAAAAUUAAAUAAUCAGCUUAAUUUACAUGUAAAUAAACAUGAAU
Molecule: messenger RNA, 2465 nt
Organism: Drosophila novamexicana
Lineage: Eukaryota; Metazoa; Arthropoda; Insecta; Diptera; Drosophilidae
Gene: Rs1
Product: probable ATP-dependent RNA helicase DDX27
Exons: 5
Coding region: 46-2400 (784 amino acids)
Molecular function (GO): RNA helicase activity; ATP binding; nucleic acid binding
Source: RefSeq, a predicted model, not a curated record